Molecule: messenger RNA, 444 nt
Organism: Saxophila tyrrhenica
Lineage: Eukaryota; Fungi; Ascomycota; Dothideomycetes; Mycosphaerellales; Extremaceae
Exons: 2
Coding region: 1-444 (147 amino acids)
Source: RefSeq, a predicted model, not a curated record
AUGGACAUCCACUCCUCCCGCCACAACCCCAACUUCUGCGACCGCACCCUCUCCCAGCGCCUCGAGAUCGAAGCCCAGCUCAUCGCCUUCCGCCGCCAACUCAACGUCAUCGUCAAGACUGAAGACCAAGCCGCGCUAUCGGAUUUGCACGCGAGAGUGAAGACGGCUGGGGAGGGGUUUGUGGAGAGGGUGCCUCGGCAGCCGACGAUCGAAGGCUACGUCUGGCACGACGAAGCGAAGCGCGUCGCGGUGAUGAAGGAAGUCGAGGCUGUGAUGGCGCGGGAGAAGGCGGCGCCGCCGGUGGUUAGUGAGAUGCAGGAGGUGGAUUCGGAGAGUGAGGAGGGGUGUGUGGUGUCGCCACCAAGGCGUUUCGUACAGGAGAUUGCGCAGCGGGCGUUGAGUGAGGAGGAAGGGAGGGAGAGGAAGAAGGCGAGGGUUGAAUGA